Pipistrellus kuhlii (Kuhl's pipistrelle) is the source of this 2490-nucleotide messenger RNA. It is a transcript of the gene TK2, whose product is annotated as thymidine kinase 2. The record is from RefSeq and is a predicted model, not a curated record. Gene Ontology annotation, biological process: nucleobase-containing compound metabolic process. The coding region runs from base 62 to 931 and encodes 289 amino acids. Lineage: Eukaryota; Metazoa; Chordata; Mammalia; Chiroptera; Vespertilionidae. Gene Ontology annotation, cellular component: mitochondrion; cytoplasm. The transcript is spliced from 11 exons. Gene Ontology annotation, molecular function: deoxynucleoside kinase activity; ATP binding.
CGCGCCGCCGCCGCCGCACCGGAAGGAAGCGCGGCCUCCGGACCCGCCCGCCCGCCGGGCCAUGCUCCUGCGGCCGCUGCGGGGCUGGGUCUGCCGGGCGCUGCGCCCGGAGGGGCCCGGGAAGCCCGCCCGGAGCCCGGGGCAGCGGGGAGCACAGCGCCGGGCCUGGCCUCGGGGUAACGCGUCUCUGGAUAAAGAAAACGAGAAAGAGAAAAAGUCAGUGGUGUGUGUCGAGGGCAAUAUAGCCAGCGGGAAGACGACGUGCCUGGAGUUCUUCGCCAACACGACAGACAUCGAGGUGUUUCCGGAGCCUGUGUCCAAGUGGAGGAGUGUCCGUGGCCAUAACCCUCUGGGUCUGAUGUACCGGGAUGCCUGCCGAUGGGGCCUCACGCUGCAGACAUACGUGCAGCUCACCAUGCUGGACCAGCACACUCGUCCGCAGACGUCGCCUGUACGGUUAAUGGAGCGGUCGAUUCACAGCGCAAGAUACAUUUUUGUAGAAAACCUGUAUAGAAGCGGGAAGAUGCCCGAAGUGGACUACGUGAUUUUGUCGGAAUGGUUUGACUGGAUCGUGAGGAACAUCGAUGUGUCCGUGGAUUUGAUAGUUUACCUCCGGACCACUCCUGAGACCUGCUAUCAGAGGUUAAAGAUGAGAUGCAGGGACGAGGAGAAGGUCAUCCCGGUGGAGUACCUGGAUGCUAUUCACCAACUCUACGAGGAAUGGCUCAUCAAAGGGAGCCUUUUCCCUGCAGUGGCCCCUGUUCUGGGCAUCCGAAGGAACAUCAUCUGCUCUUCGGGGCGGGCGCACAGUGACGCCUUUAGGAGGCGUGAGGUGAUUGAGGCUGACCACGACAUGCAGAAGAUGUUAGAGCUCUUUGAACAAAACCGGGACCGGAUAUUAACUCCAGGGCAUCAGACACGUGGCCCAUAGGACAGGAGAGCAUGCCAGAGAAAUGCCCGCGGCUGCUUCGUGGAAAAUCUCCUCGGGAGGGCUUUGAGUCUGGCCAGAUGGGUUUCCUAAUGGUCUUUCUCCUGUGCGGAUGUCUUUCUCCUGUGCGGGUGUCUUUCUCCUGUGCGGGUGUCUCUCCUGUGCGGGUGUCUGGCCCUGGAGGGUAGGUGACGAAUGGGACCAGUGGGUUUGUCAUGCCCUUCGGUGUUCGCAGCCUUGCCGGGCCCCUCCAAUGAAGCGCUUAGGGAGGGCUCUCUGACCUCAUGAUGGUUUCUGGUCUCACCCCUCAGGCCACACAGGAGGGUGAGAGUGGUCUUACAUCCCAGGGUCGGAAGUUGAAGCUCAGAGAGGCUAAGGGAUUCCCCAAGGUGACUCAGCCAGGGGGUCGGCAUCAUCCAGCCUCUUGGCAAUUCCAGAACUGUGCCCCUGCCCCACGCUGCCUCGUCCUGAGAGCCCCGUCUGCCCCGGCUGGAGGCCCUCACUUCUGCGUGGCGAGAGCCAGCAGGGCAUGGGGCAGAUGUCAUCCUUUCUUUUUACGACCUUAGCAGCUCUCAGGACAGUCAGCAUUUCUAGACGUUCACAAAAUUGUGCAGUGCUUGGCCCAAGGCCAGCGUUCGGUGGUUCCUUGGCACAGGCCGCCGUGGCGUCUACCCUGGGCACCUGGGCUUCCAUCCCUGGGAGAACUCCGCGUUGGCUCUGAAUGGUGCUGGGUCUCCUGCUGAUGAGGGUCACGCUGCCAGUUCCCUCUCAGGGACGUGGCCUGUGGCCCCUGGCUGGUCUGCCCAGUGCCGAGCAGAGCCAGGGGACUCCAGCCCUGGCUUCCGAGGCCCCCUCACCCCAUAGUGGCCUUUUGUGCGACCGAGAGUUUGUUCCCGGGGGAGAGAGAUGCAAGGGGCCUUAAGGGGAUGCCUUCAGCCAUAAAUUGUGAAACAUCUUUAUUGUUCAGAAAAGAGCGUAGCUCGCUCAGCUGUCAGUGCAUUGGAGCACAGCUGCCUCCUGGGUCACGCGGAACAAGAGGGAGGAAGCACGUUCUCUGAGACGGCUGGGUGGGAAAGCGGGCUUGCAGGCAGAUUCUUGGAGCACUGGCGGGUGGAGGGGAGCCGAGGCCCCUAGAGCAAUGGCUGCAGACGCGGGGAGGGGCAGUUGUUAACUCGGGGGAGACAGGCCCGGACCCCUCCCUCCCUGAGAAGGGGUUGGUGUAAAGGAAGGUCUUUGUGGGUGUGGCACCCGGCACGAAAUGGGUGGCAGGGGUUCCCGGGGUCCAGUCCCAGAGGGAGGCUAAGGGGCAAGCACGCUGGCUUUUGGCCCUUCCUGUCUGGCCUGCUUCUCAGGCUGUGUGGGCAAGAGGAGGGGCCGCAGCCCAAAGGAUCGACUAGGAACCUGAGGAGCGGGAGCUGCUGCUACCAGGACCCUUGGCGUGCGGGGGCCAUCAGUGAGAGUUUGUAUGUGAUCGGUCCACAGCUUUCCCCACAGCUCAGUCUGAGCAUCUCGGACUGCCAGCCUCCUGGACUGGGAAAUAAAUUUCUGUUGUUUGUAAGCUA